Molecule: messenger RNA, 1317 nt
Organism: Microthlaspi erraticum
Lineage: Eukaryota; Viridiplantae; Streptophyta; Magnoliopsida; Brassicales; Brassicaceae
Source: the annotation of a GenBank genome assembly
AUGAAUUCGAAAAAGAAGGACACUGGUUCCACAGAUAGAAUCAGCAAUCUACCAGAAGCUUUGAUUUGCCACAUAUUGUCAUUUCUUCCCACAGAAGAUUCUGCUUGGACUUCACUCCUCUCGAGAAAGUGGCGUUAUCUGUUUGCUUACAGCCCAAAUCUUAAUUUCGAUGCCUCCGUAAAACGUUUUCACCCUGGAACGUCUCGCAGAGUGAGGACUCUUAUUCUGAGUGUUCUCACGUCUUUCGUUGACAGAGUUUUGGUUUGGCGAGGAGAUGCUGCUGUCAACAAGUUCUCUCUAAAGUGUGGACAGGGCGUUGAUCAAGAACGCGUCAAUCAUUGGAUACUAAAUGUGUUGGAGCGUGGGGUUUCGGAUCUUGAUUUACACGUUACUCUAGAUGGAGGUCCUCUUCCUGCAAAGGUCUUUGAGAGCAAGUCACUCGUUAGGCUGAGGAUAGAAUCUGAAAAUAUUCACGGCGUUGAUGUGAAAGAUGUUCUUCUUCCAAAGCUCAAGACUCUUUACCUUAACAGAGUUAUGUUAGGAGAAGCUGAAGAUUGGUUUGAGAAGCUUCUCUCAGGUUGUCAUGUCCUCGAGGAAUUAGCUCUGAUCAAUGUCUACUCUGAUAUUUGGAAACGCUCUGUGUCUUCCAAAACCAUCAAGAGACUAACUCUAUCUUGUGCAGACUGUGAUAACAUUCCGGAUACUGUUUGGUUCGAUACGCCCAACGUUGUCUACUUGGAUUACAGUGAUUACGUGGGGGUCAAGUAUACGAAAGUGAAUUUUGGCUCGCUUGUUGAAGCUAGAAUCGAUCUGAAAAUGAAUAGUGAUCAGCGUGCACAUGCAGUCUUUGGACAUUUGGUCGGCAAUGCAAGAGACUUUCUCAUGGGAAUAUGCAAUGUUCAGACUCUUUACUUAUCUGCCCACACUCUUGAGGUUCUUACUUUCUGCUGUGAAUCAACGCCGGUAUUCAAGAACCUGAUUCAUUUAACUAUUCAGGGUGACAAAACAGGAUGGGAAUCAUUGCCGGCUUUACUCAAGAACUGUCCAAAUCUUGAAACCCUUGUCUUCCAAGGACUCCGCCACAGGUAUAGAAUCAACUGUGAGGAUGUUAACGGGUGCAUAUGCAACUUCUCAGGGGGGAUUCCUGCUUGCUUAUCAUCAAGUCCGGUCAAGGUUUUGAAGAUUAUGAGGUUUGGUGUAUAUGAUGGUAUAGAGAAUCAGAUGGAGCAGAUCAAGCAUUUCCUGGAGACAAUGCCGCGUCUUGAGAAGCUGACAAUAUACUACGAAUCUACGAUACAUCAGUUGAUGAUGAUGUGA